AUGAAUCUGUUUAAACGUAAAAGUAAGUCAGGAACAUCCGCUGAAGAAAUUUUGUUAAAUGAUGUCAAAUUUCAAUCACUACUAUUAACGUUACCCGUGGAGAUUGUGUAUCAAAUACUCGACUAUCUCCAAGUAGUAGAUAUUCUUAUAUCCAUGCAAAAUGUAUGUAAACGUAUCAACGCUAUUGUAAAUACUUAUCCUCGAUAUAAGAUGCUCGAUGAAUUAAAUCUAUCCUUCUGUACUCUCAAUUGCGACGGUAUACAAAAAUUAUCCAACGCAUUGCGACAUAACACAACACUCACUACAUUGACGAUCAAUUACCAAGAAAUCGAUAGUGAAGGUGCACAGCAUUUAGCGAAAGCAUUGUACUAUGAAACAGCACUGACCACUCUCAAUCUGUACAACAAUCGAAUCGGUGAUCUAGGUGCAGAAUUUUUCGCAAUUACACUACAGUAUAAUAAAAUGCUUACUACCUUGAAUCUUUCGUCGAAUUCAAUCAGUUCGAAAGGAACGAAAUUCAUCGCCAAUGCAUUGAAACGCAACAAAACGUUAAAAACUCUCGAUUUAUCGGUGAAUAAUAUCAAUUUCAAAGGAGCUAAAUAUCUUGCAGAUACCUUGAAGAGUAACCAACACCUCAUUAUGUUAGAUCUUUCGUUGAAUCAUCUCGGUCCUGAAGGUGCCGAACACUUGGCAACUGGGCUCAAAUAUAACACAACACUAACAGUAUUGAAUAUCAAAUACAAUGGUCUUGAAGCAAUUGGCUCAAAUUAUUUCCAAAACGAACUGGCAAAAACUCCAUCAAGAAUAAAACUUUAA
Adineta ricciae is the source of this 816-nucleotide messenger RNA. Lineage: Eukaryota; Metazoa; Rotifera; Eurotatoria; Adinetida; Adinetidae. The record is from the annotation of a GenBank genome assembly.